GUUGAUACUUUAUACAGUCGAAAAGGGGCAUUGCACCUUCCGUCUAACGAAUAAUUGACAUUCGCCUUAACCCAACUACAGAACACUUGAGCAAAAGCAGUAUCUUUCGUUCGAAAAUGGCUGCCGCAGGUGUAAAACAAGCUCUAGGAGACCUAAACAAGGACGCUUUCGUGACCCUUUUGUCGAAGCUGAUCGGUGAAUCGAAGUACGUGCAGAACAACCCGCCAGACCUCAUUCCGGAGGAGGACCGGAUCGUCAGGCACGUCCUUGACGUCCUCCGCCCCUUAAGCACCGCCACUGGCGGUGGACCGCUUGUCAUCAACCAUGUGGCCUACAAGCCCAACAGGGGAAAUCUCAUUGUCGAGUACCCUGGAACCCAGCCCGGCAAAAUUUUGUCAUUCGUUGGCAUGCACAUGGAUGUGGUCACUGCCAUCCCUUCUGAAUGGGAUUUUGACCCUUUUUCUUUGAGCAUCGAUGGAGACAAACUUAGAGGGCGUGGAACUACUGAUUGUUUGGGACACGUUGCUCUUGUAGCUGAACUAAUGAGGAGGCUGGGGGAGACAAAGCCUCAACUGAAGUCAACUGUUGUUGCUGUCUUUAUUGCCAGUGAAGAAAAUUCAUCUAUCCCUGGAGUAGGGGUUGAUGCAUUAGUGAAGGACAAAUUGCUUGACAAAUUAAAGCAAGGACCUCUGUUUUGGAUUGAUACAGCAGAUAAACAGCCUUGCAUUGGCACCGGUGGUAUGAUACCAUGGAAGCUUCAUGUUUCUGGAAAGCUUUUUCAUAGUGGUCUAGCCCACAAGGCUAUCAAUCCCUUGGAGCUAGCUAUGGAAGCUCUUAAAGAGAUCCAGUCACGGUUUUACCGAGACUUUCCACCCCAUCAAAAUGAAAAAGUUUAUGGAUUUGCAACACCCUCAACUAUGAAACCAACCCAGUGGAGUUAUCCAGGAGGUGGCAUCAAUCAAAUUCCAGCCGAAUGUACAGUUUGUGGAGAUGUUAGGUUGACUCCAUUUUAUAGUGUAACUGAUGUAAUGAAGAAGCUCCAGGAAUAUGUUGAAGACUUGAAUGCCAACAUAGAAAAGUUGGACAUACGAGGACCUGUUUCAAAGUAUGUCCUACCAGAUGAGGACCUCAGGGGAAGAUUGACUAUUAGUUUUGAUGAAGCAAUGUCUGGAGUGGCUUGCAAUCUUGAUUCACGUGGCUUCCAUGUGUUAUGUAAAGCUACAGAAGAGGUGGUUGGCCAUGUAAAACCCUAUUCUAUUACCGGUAGCUUGCCGCUCAUACGGGAAUUGCAGGAAGAGGGUUUUGAUGUGCAAACUUCUGGCUACGGCCUAAUGGCUACAUACCAUGCCAAGAAUGAGUAUUGCCUUCUCUCUGACAUGUGCCAAGGCUAUGGGGUCUUUGUUAGUAUCAUCUCACAGUUAGAAGAUUGAAUCGAGAUGUUCAUGGACAUGUUGAAUGCUUAAAAGAUAAAGCUGGCCAUACAUCUAGUAUAAAGAGAAGGGCCAUAAUUGGCGGUGCUGCAUAUCCCAAUCCUUCAACGAUGGCAUCCAAUGAUAAAUCAAAUCCUCCACUGCAAUCAAUUCCGGAAAUGGAGCAUAUGAAUCUUCCCGCUAGAGCCAUUGCACCAUAUA
Molecule: messenger RNA, 1631 nt
Organism: Sesamum indicum (sesame)
Lineage: Eukaryota; Viridiplantae; Streptophyta; Magnoliopsida; Lamiales; Pedaliaceae
Product: Peptidase M20/M25/M40 family protein
Molecular function (GO): hydrolase activity
Source: RefSeq, a predicted model, not a curated record